This is a messenger RNA of Erythranthe guttata (spotted monkey flower), 928 nucleotides long. Its product is annotated as putative plant SNARE 11. Gene Ontology annotation, molecular function: SNARE binding; SNAP receptor activity. Lineage: Eukaryota; Viridiplantae; Streptophyta; Magnoliopsida; Lamiales; Phrymaceae. The record is from RefSeq and is a predicted model, not a curated record. Gene Ontology annotation, biological process: vesicle fusion. Gene Ontology annotation, cellular component: late endosome membrane; endoplasmic reticulum membrane; ER to Golgi transport vesicle membrane.
AUGGCGAGCGAAGAGCUCGCGGAGAUCGAAGGCCAGAUUUCGGAUAUUUUUCGUGCUCUUUCGAAUGGAUUCCAAAAAUUGGAGAAGAUUAAAGACUCCAGCAGGCAGAGCCGGCAGCUGGAGGAGCUCACGGACAAGAUGCGUGAAUGUAAGAGGCUUAUUAAGGAGUUUGACCGGGAGUUAAAGGACUCAGACUACAAAAAUGACCCCAACACAAACAAGAUGCUUACUGAGAAAAAGCAAUCGAUGAUCAAAGAAUUGAAUUCAUAUGUUGCUCUCAAGAAACAGUAUGCAAGUAAUCUUGAAAACAAGCGAGUUGAUCUCUUCGAGGGUCCAGGUGAAGGAUUUGUAGAAGAGAAUGUGCUACUUGCUUCCGAUAUGAAUAAUCAGCAGCUAAUGGAUCAUGGAAAUCAGAUGAUGGAUGAAACGGAUCAAGCUAUUGACCGAGCAAAAAAGGUUGUCCAUGAGACUAUUGAUGUUGGGACCGAAACAGCUGCAGCUCUCAAAGCACAGACAGAACAAAUGAGCAGAAUUGUUAAUGAGCUGGACUCCAUUCAUUUUUCAAUAAAGAAGGCAACAAAGCUAGUAAAGGAAAUCGGUAGGCAGGUUGCAACUGAUCGGUGUAUCAUGGCGCUCCUUUUCCUUAUUGUUAUUGGUGUUGUAACUAUCAUUAUAGUGAAGAUAGUGAACCCACAAAACAAAGAUAUUCGAGAUAUACCAGGAUUAGCUCCUCCAGCUCCCGCCCGGAAAUUACUAUGGAUUUCUGAUUGAUGAUCAACUUUGAUGUUAUUACACAUUACCUGGCUUUGGUUAGUGCACUACUGGAGGCAAUCGGAGUUAAACCAAAGACAAGGUUUGAUCAACUAAAAUUAAUCGGUACGAUUAUGUGUAUCCAUAUCACAAUUAUUUUUGUCAAUUGGCAGCUACC